GGCCGCGGGGAGGGCGGCGGUGGCGGCGGCGGCUGGAGUGGGGUAGAGACCGCCGGGUCUCGGCCCGCACCAGGAGCGGAACAACCUUUCAGAUCUCUGUGGACCCCAGAAGAUCCAUGAAGAAUAUGAAUUGAUUCCAUGUGGACAUGAAUGAGCCCUUAAACCUAGAGUAUCAUAUACAUCAUCCUCCUUAAUGAUAGUAUCGAUUAUUUGGUUCUGUGCUGGGCACAGGAGGGGAUGAGCUGGUUUCCAUCAGGAUGCUCACUGAGCUCCCCUGUUCCUGUAUUUCUUCUUCUUUUUUUUGUGUUUUUUCCUGAGAUGGAGUCUUGCUGUGUCACCCAGGCUGGAGUGCAGUGGCACAAUCUCGGCUCACUGCAAGCUCCGCUUCCCGAGUUCAAGCAAUUCUUUUGCCUCAGCCUCCCGAGUAGCUGGGACUAUAGGUGAGUGCUGCCACGCCCAGCUACUUUUUGUAUUUUUAGUAGCCCUGGGGUUUCACCAUCUUGGCCAGGAUGGUCUUGAUCUCCUGACCUCGUGAUCCGCCCGCCUCUGCCUCCCAAAGUGCUGGGAUUACAGGUGUCAGCCACUGUGCCUGGCCCCCUGUAUUUCUUUUUGAGACAGGGUCUUACUCUGUCCAGGCUGGAGUGCAGUGGCAUGAUCUUGGCUCACUGCAACCUCAACCUCAUGGGUUCAAGUGAUUCUUCUGCCUCAGCCUCCUGAGUAGUUACUAUUACAGGCAUGCGCCACCACACCUGUCUAGUUUUUUGUAUUUUUAGUAGAGACAGGGUUUCACUAUGUUGGCCAGGCUGGUCUCAAACUCCUGACCUCAAGUGAUCCACCUGCCUCAGUCUCCCAAAACACUGGGACUACGAGCAUGAGCCACCGCACCUGGCCCCUUCCCUGUAUUUCUGAGAACUCUUUUCUCCUGCUUUCUCUGGAUUUUGGAGCCUGCCAGGGUCUGGGACCUGCCGAUAUGGGGGACAUGAAGACCCCUGAUUUUGAUGACCUCCUUGCUGCCUUUGACAUCCCUGACAUUGAUGCAAAUGAAGCCAUCCAUUCUGGGCCAGAAGAAAAUGAGGGGCCAGGAGGCCCAGGGAAGCCAGAACCAGGUGUGGGAAGUGAAUCUGGAGACACAGCAGCAGCCUCAGCUGGGGAUGGCCCUGGAGUUCCAGCCCAGGCCUCUGACCAUGGCCUGCCACCGCCAGACAUUUCUGUAGUUAGUGUCAUUGUCAAGAACACUGUGUGUCCUGAGCAGUCUGAGGCCCUGGCUGGAGGCUCAGCAGGGGAUGGGGCCCGGGCUGCUGGGGUAACUAAGGAAGGGCCUGUGGGGCCUCAUCGAAUGCAGAAUGGUUUUGGGGGUCCUGAACCUUCCCUCCCAGAAACCCCCCACUCUCCUGCUCCUCCCAGUGGGGGCACCUGGAAAGAAAAAGGCAUGGAAGGCAAAACUCCCUUGGACCUGUUUGCUCAUUUUGGCCCUGAGCCAGGGGACCACCCGGAUCCCCUGCCUCCCUCUGCACCCUCUCCCCCUCAGGAGGGGGCUAUGACCCCACCUCCUUUCCCCUCUUCCUUUGAGCUGGCCCAGGAGAAUGGCCCAGGCAUGCAGCCACCUGUUUCUUCCCCACCGUUGGGGGCCUUGAAGCAGGAGAGCUGCAGCCCCCAUCAACCCCAGGGCCUAGCCCCACAAGGCUCAGGCUCCAGCCCUGAGGCCACGGACAUCCCUGCCAGUGCCUCGCCUCCCCGAGUUGCUGGGGUGCCCUUCUUCAAGCAGUCUCCAGGGCACCAGAGCCCUCUUGCCUCCCCCAAACUGCCCGUCUGUCAGCCCUUGAAAGAAGAAGAUGAUGAGGGGCCAGUGGACAAGUCUUCCCCAGGAAGUCCCCAGAGUCCCUCUAGUGGGGCUGAGGCUGCAGAUGAGGACAGCAAUGACUCCCCUGCCUCCAGCUCCUCUAGGCCUCUUAAGGUGCGGAUCAAGACCAUUAAAACAUCCUGCGGGAAUAUCACAAGGACUGUAACUCGGGUCCCUUCAGAUCCUGAUCCACCUGCCCCCUUGGCUGAGGGGGCCUUCUUGGCUGAAGCUAGCCUCUUGAAGCUGUCCCCUGCAACACCUACUUCUGAGGGUCCAAAGGUGGUGAGCGUACAGUUGGGUGAUGGUACAAGGCUGAAAGGCACUGUGCUACCUGUGGCCACCAUCCAGAAUGCCAGUACUGCCAUGCUGAUGGCAGCCAGUGUGGCCCGCAAGGCUGUGGUGCUGCCUGGGGGGACUGCCACCAGCCCUAAGAUGAUUGCUAAGAAUGUGCUAGGCCUGGUGCCCCAAGCCCUGCCUAAGGCUGAGGGGCGGGCAGGGCUGGGGACUGGGGGACAGAAGGUGAAUGGUGCCUCAGUGGUGAUGGUGCAGCCUUCAAAGACAACUACUGGGCCGAGUACAGGGGGCGGCACAGUGAUCUCACGGACCCAGUCCAGCCUGGUGGAGGCCUUCAACAAGAUCCUCAACAGCAAGAACCUGCUCCCUGCCUAUAGGCCAAACCUGAGCCCACCAGCUGAGGCUGGGCUGGCCCUGCCUCCCACCGGCUACCGCUGCCUGGAGUGUGGGGAUGCCUUCUCGUUGGAGAAGAGCCUGGCACGGCACUAUGACCGCCGGAGCAUGCGCAUCGAGGUCACCUGCAACCACUGCGCCCGCCGCCUGGUCUUCUUCAACAAGUGCAGCCUGCUCCUGCAUGCACGUGAACACAAGGACAAGGGGCUCGUUAUGCAGUGCUCACAUUUGGUCAUGAGGCCCGUAGCCCUUGACCAGAUGGUGGGGCAGCCGGACAUCACACCCCUGCUGCCUGUAGCUGUCCCACCUAUCUCUGGACCUCUGGUCUUGCCUGCCUUGGGCAAGGGUGAGGGGGCCAUCACCUCCUCUGCCAUUACUACAGUUGCUGCUGAGGCCCCUGUCCUGCCACUCUCCACUGAGCCGCCUGCUGCCCCUGCCACCUCUGCUUACACGUGCUUUCGCUGCCUGGAGUGCAAGGAGCAGUGCCGGGACAAGGCUGGCAUGGCAGCUCACUUCCAGCAGCUCGGCCCCCCUGCCCCUGGGGCCACCAGCAAUGUGUGCCCAACCUGCCCCAUGAUGCUCCCCAAUCGCUGCAGCUUCAGCGCCCACCAGCGCAUGCAUAAGAAUCGACCCCCCCACGUCUGUCCUGAGUGUGGGGGCAACUUCUUGCAAGCCAAUUUUCAGACCCAUCUCCGGGAGGCCUGUCUGCACGUCUCUCGCCGUGUGGGAUACAGGUGCCCCAGCUGUUCAGUGGUGUUUGGGGGUGUGAACUCCAUCAAGUCCCACAUCCAGACGUCGCACUGCGAGGUUUUCCACAAGUGCCCCAUCUGCCCCAUGGCCUUCAAGUCUGGGCCCAGCGCCCAUGCCCACCUCUACUCCCAGCAUCCCAGCUUCCAAACUCAGCAGGCCAAGCUGAUCUACAAGUGCGCCAUGUGUGACACAGUCUUCACUCACAAACCCCUCCUCUCCUCACACUUCGACCAGCACUUGCUGCCCCAGCGUGUCAGUGUCUUUAAGUGCCCGUCUUGUCCUCUGCUUUUUGCCCAAAAAAGGACCAUGCUGGAACAUCUCAAGAACACCCAUCAGUCUGGGCGCUUGGAGGAGACUACUGGGAAAGGGUCCGGGGGUGCCCUGCUGACCCCCAAGACUGAGCCUGAGGAGCUGGCUGUUUCUCAGGGAGGGGCAGCCCCUGCUACUGAGGAGUCGUCUUCAUCUUCAGAAGAGGAGGAAGUACCCAGCUCCCCUGAGCCCCCCCGUCCAGCCAAACGGCCUCGGCGGGAACUAGGGAGCAAAGGCCUCAAGGGUGGGGGUGGGGGGCCUGGAGGCUGGACCUGUGGCCUGUGUCACUCCUGGUUCCCUGAGCGUGACGAGUAUGUGGCCCACAUGAAGAAGGAGCAUGGCAAGUCAGUGAAAAAGUUUCCCUGUCGCCUUUGUGAGCGCUCCUUCUGCUCCGCCCCCAGCCUGAGGCGUCAUGUCAGGGUCAAUCAUGAGGGCAUCAAGCGAGUGUACCCCUGCAGGUAUUGCACAGAGGGAAAACGCACCUUCAGCAGCCGCCUGAUCCUGGAGAAACAUGUCCAGGUCCGGCAUGGCUUGCAGCUUGGGGCCCAGUCCCCUGGCCGGGGGACCACUUUGGCUCGGGGUUCCAGUGCCAGAGCCCAGGGGCCAGGUCGGAAACGCCGCCAGUCUUCUGACUCUUGCAGUGAGGAGCCUGACAGCACGACACCGCCAGCCAAGUCCCCCAGGGGCGGACCUGGAUCUGGAGGCCAUGGCCCCCUGCGCUACCGGAGCAGCGGCUCCACAGAACAGAGCCUCAUGGUGGGGUUGAGGGUGGAGGAUGGUGCCCAGCAGUGCCUCGACUGUGGCUUGUGCUUUGCCUCCCCUGGCUCCCUGAGCCGGCACCGUUUCAUCAGCCACAAGAAGAGACGGGGUGUGGGUAAAGCCAGUGCCCUGGGGCUGGGGGAUGGGGAGGAAGAGGCCCCUCCAUCAAGGUCUGACCCCGAUGGUGGAGACUCACCCCUGCCUGCCUCUGGAGGCCCACUGACCUGUAAGGUCUGUGGCAAGAGCUGCGACAGUCCUCUCAACCUCAAGACCCACUUCCGCACGCAUGGCAUGGCGUUCAUCAGGGCUCGGCAGGGGGCUAUUGGGGAUAACUAGGCCCUAAGCCUGGGACUGACCAGCCCCUUCCUCUUGGAGCCUGGUUUUCCCUGCUGCUGCCUGAUCCCCUGGCUGGGGAGUUUCAUUGACAUUAACAUUUUGUUAAUUCCUCUCUCAAACCUGAAGAAAAGCUUUUGAGGAUUAUUCUAGUUAUUUGCAACCUCCCUUUGGGUUUGGCCCUGGAGUCCUAGUAGAGUCGACCCUCCAUUCCUCUUUUCUGAGCCCAACACUAAUUAUGCUCCUGCUGCAGAACCCCCAGUGUGGGCCUGGCGUUGGGAGGAUGGGACUUAGGUAUUCCUGCUAGACAGGUUCAGGGAAGGACUGAUGGGGGUGUCACGGAUGGACACAUCCCUCCACAAUUCCUUCAGGCAUGGACUGGAAAUUUCCUCCUCUGGGCCAGGCCCUACCCUAGUGCCCCCUCCCCCCCAACUCACUGGCACUCAAGCCCCCUACCCCUGCAGUGCCUUUCACUUCUUUUUUUCCCCAGAAAUCCGGGGGGGUGGUUGGUGGGGAUGAGUCCUGUCAAGGGGGCCACAGGAGAGGAGGGGACAGGCUCUCAGGAAUCCUUUAUUCUUGUAGUAAUAAUACUAACAGUGGGGGAACUAGGGAGAAAACCAGACCAUUAAAACUGUUUUUGGUCUAAUCUC
This is a messenger RNA of Mandrillus leucophaeus (drill), 5328 nucleotides long. It is a transcript of the gene ZNF687, whose product is annotated as zinc finger protein 687. The transcript has 10 exons. Bases 872 to 4681 code for a protein of 1269 amino acids. Lineage: Eukaryota; Metazoa; Chordata; Mammalia; Primates; Cercopithecidae. The record is from RefSeq and is a predicted model, not a curated record.